Lytechinus pictus (painted urchin) is the source of this 834-nucleotide messenger RNA. RefSeq lists its product as uncharacterized. The record is from RefSeq and is a predicted model, not a curated record. Bases 39 to 419 code for a protein of 126 amino acids. The transcript is spliced from 3 exons. NCBI's taxonomy places the organism in Eukaryota, Metazoa, Echinodermata, Echinoidea, Temnopleuroida, Toxopneustidae.
UUGAUUGGUGGAUUGUACUCAUCACGUGCUACUGCAAGAUGGCGCCAGUCACAUGGAGUGUGUAUACUACAUGUUUAACCCUAUUCAUGGUGUGUGUAUUGGUUACAUACCACGGUAGUGAGGCCGCAAAGAGGUGUGCGAGGACAUCGGGAACCCUCGAUGUCGAGGAAUUCAGGUCUGCCCCACCGUCAACAAUCAAGAAAAUAUUGGAAGCGUAUUUUGAAAGUAGAAGGCCAAAUAAACCUACAUACAGUAGACCAACAUACACGUGUACACCACAGGGCGACUCGUGUACUCCCAGCGGAAGGACUCCGUGUUGUGGUAGCAUGGGGUGUUAUAAAUACAACGGUGAAAAGUGCGUCAGGGGUGCGAGGUGCGUGUGCAGGAACCCCCUUUAUUCCAUCGAUCCUGGCUUUUAGGACCGGUCGAGAAAGAAUGAUAUUUCAGAAGAACUCGCCUUAUGAAGGAAGUGACAAUGAACCAGUUCAUAGUCAGUUAGGAUACAUUCCCACCAAUGUACCGGCUCUAUAUCGAUUAUAUGCCAUUGGAGAUAAAGGAAUAACUUUAGCCGGUCUGGAUUAGGUUUCAUUGGUGUGACUCUCGCAAUCACUAAGCAGACACUUUCUACAACGCAGCAAUUCCUUUGAAAAUGCAAGUCAAAUCACAGUGGGGAGCUGAGAGGUUUUUGCCGAAAGUUGGUGGUGGACUGGGACAGCAGAUCAUCCAAAGAUUCGGACCAGACGAAAAAUUGCAAAUAAUCUGUCGUUUGUCUAUAGAGUCCAGGACGACACUGCUGUUUUGAUUCCCCGAUUUUCGACAAAUUCCGUUUUGUCA